UACCUCCAAAUUUUACUAUACACUUCCACGAUUGAUAAAAAAAUCGUGUUUCUUUUCUGGAGAAUUUAAUUUUUGCAUUUUAUAACAGAAAUCCAGCCUAAAAACCACAAUGUCCACUAAAACGAACACCAUAGAAAGAAACGGCACAAUAAAAACCUCAACCCUCAAGUCAAUCUGCUCGCGUGCAUUAACCGCGAAAUCAGAAUGGCCUGAUAAGGAUGAGUUCCUCGAUGUCGUCUAUUGGUCACGACAGGUUUUCGGCAUAAUUCUUGGAGUCAUUUGGGGGAUAAUCCCACUUAAAGGAUUUCUGGGUCUUGUUUUAUUCGCGGGUAUCAGUUGUGCAAUAGUUUAUCUAUAUUCAGUUAACUUCCAAGCAAUCGACGAGGAGGCAUACGGUGGAGCCUGGGAACUAGUCAAAGAAGGCUUCAUGACCUCAUUUGCAGGCUUCCUCGUGACGUGGAUUAUAUUCUAUACGGGUCUACACUAUGACAGUAUUAUGGCGGAAAAGGAUUUAUAAGGAAUAGCUAAAUUAAACCUGGGGUACGAUGGAAGCUAAGGAAUCUGUUUUGAACCAAGUUGUGGUUUGUUUUUCUGUGAAAAAUAAAUGAAGAAAAAGCGGGAACAGUA
Eupeodes corollae is the source of this 627-nucleotide messenger RNA. Its product is annotated as GEL complex subunit OPTI. Gene Ontology annotation, biological process: mitochondrial respirasome assembly. The record is from RefSeq and is a predicted model, not a curated record. Bases 110 to 517 code for a protein of 135 amino acids. Lineage: Eukaryota; Metazoa; Arthropoda; Insecta; Diptera; Syrphidae. The transcript is spliced from 3 exons.